AUGGCGCCGCCGCCCUCGGGUUCCCCGUUGAUCGCCCUGGCCGCCCCGAUCACAGUGCUGGUCCUGCUGCUCGCAUGCGCGGCUCUGCGCCGGGCCGUGCGCCGCCGCCGCUCCGCCAUCGGCCCUUCGGCGCUCGAGACCUUCCCGUGGUCCUGGCUCAGUGUCUGCGUCGAGGACCGGCGAGCGCGCCCGGACCCCUGGGGCGAUGGGGACGGCUACUACUACGCGCAGUGUGUCGUGGGGUCGUACGCGGUCCAACAGCCGCAGCAAACCCCCAUGACGGCGGCAGUUGUGGAGCCCGACGCCUGCCGCGGGAAAAGCGAAAAGGACCAAGGAGGCGACGGUGUGACAUCGUCAAUGACCUCGCCCACGUUUCCGAAACCCGUCUUCCAUUUUGAGAAUUUCGAUUUCGCUCGAGCAGACGGACAUGACAAGGGUGCUCUUGGCAUCGACAGUGGAGGUGACGGCAGGAAAGAAAUGCCCCCUGAGCCCGCGCGCAAGAUCUGGCACGACUCCGAGGAGCUGGGCGGAAAUGUGUCCAAGCCACCGAUAUUACACCUCCCCUUAGAUAUCGGCGCGCCAGAAGAUCGCUGGGAGCUGGAAACAAAGCAACUAGUCGCAAAAUUCUGUACAUGAGAUUCCCUAGGCAGCGGCGCCAUGCCAUACGCAAUGAUGCAGAUCUGCCAAAGGCAGCAAAGUGCCCAUGAUAGAUGUGCCGCGAAUGCUCUGUGUUUAGCUUGCCGCCCAGGGAGAAUGGUGGCUAUGUGUCACCUCCUCUCGCGCAUGCUCUGC
Messenger RNA from Gaeumannomyces tritici R3-111a-1, 792 nucleotides. RefSeq lists its product as hypothetical. The transcript is spliced from 3 exons. Lineage: Eukaryota; Fungi; Ascomycota; Sordariomycetes; Magnaporthales; Magnaporthaceae. Bases 1 to 636 code for a protein of 211 amino acids. The record is from RefSeq and is a predicted model, not a curated record.